Blastocystis hominis is the source of this 698-nucleotide messenger RNA. RefSeq lists its product as hypothetical. The transcript is spliced from 2 exons. Lineage: Eukaryota; Bigyra; Opalinata; Blastocystidae. Bases 1 to 204 code for a protein of 67 amino acids. The record is from RefSeq and is a predicted model, not a curated record.
AUGUCCUCGACUGUCACACCCAUCAUAGGAUACCAAGAAGUCUCGGGAAAGUGUACGCUGCCCGAAAAGCUUGUAUCAAAGAAGGAGAACGAGAUUUGGUUGAUUCAUGCUCCCGUCGAUUUUCCUGAUACGGAAGUAGAAAAAAUAAAGAUGGAUUUGAAGGACGAUAAAGGUAUUGCAAUUCGUGUUUUUACGACUUUGUAGCUGUUUCUGAAAUUAAAAUUGGAGAUAGGACGUUCGUGGUGACGCAGGGAGAUAAUGAGGCUCUUUGUCAAGUCUUCUUUUGCUACAAGGAUGCUAAGAAGGGAGUGAUUCCAGGUUGUCAUCCAAAUCAGCCAUAAUUUGUAGGUCGACCCUUUACUCGCGAGAUCAUUAUCACAGAGAAGUUCAGCAACGAGGUGACCCAUGCCACAUUUGAUGGAGAGGGCCAUGAUAUCAAGAAGGUGGAGCAGCUCACUGGACUGAAGGUCCGUUACUUGCCUCCUGGAGCUGUGGUAGUGGAAGACAAAAAGCCUGCAGAACGUGCAAAGCCUGCAAAGCCUGCAAAGGCUGAAAAGGCUGAAAAGGCUGAAAAGGCUGAAAAGUCCGCCAAGCCUGCAGAGCCUGCAAAGCCUGCAAAGGCAGAAAAGAAGAAAGAGAAGAAAGAGAAGAAAGAGAAGAAGAAGGCAGCGAAAUAAGCAGUUUGAUUACAUUUAGAA